Varroa destructor (honeybee mite) is the source of this 3639-nucleotide messenger RNA. RefSeq lists its product as uncharacterized. Lineage: Eukaryota; Metazoa; Arthropoda; Arachnida; Mesostigmata; Varroidae. The record is from RefSeq and is a predicted model, not a curated record.
UAGGUGUUUGUUACCAUGCCACAAAAUGAACUUUAGUAUCGGAGAAAGUACGUAUGGAAAGAUUAGAUGGGUGUAAAGGAUCGUCUCCAUUAGAAAUACUAAUCGGCCUAUAACUCUGAUAAAAUGAAUCUUCAUACCCUAGUUCUCUGCUAAACGCAAACUCUAUUGGCUCAAAGUAGGGCAUCAAUGUGUUAAGAAACUCACUUGUUUUAAAAGGUGCUGCGGUGACUGAGACAGCGAAAACUUGCCAAUAACGAGUGCGGUCGAGCCACCACCGUACACGGUGGGUAAAACUACCUACCACAAUCAUUGGUUUGAGCUAACUCGGCUCAAACAUGCUAGCAGAUGGAUACCCAAUGCAGAGCAGAUGCUGAACAGACUCGAACAACUGACUGUCGAUUCUCACCAGGUGACACUAAUGGAUUGCUUCGCCCUUGGCCCAUCGAUCUCGUUGGUCCGGGAACAAGAUGUAUUUCACGUCAUCGAAUCCAUGGGAAAUGAUUACGCGGAGUUUGCGUACCUACAAAGGCCUGCUUGUGAAGGAAAGCUACUGCUAGACAAGCUUCAAGAGGAAAUGAAAUUGGCCAGUAUCUCUGAACACGUGGAUCAGCAUGCACGGACGCUUAUUUCGACCUGGUGUCGCCAGGAUCAGCUAUACCAUAAAGAGUUCCUUAGAGAUGUACUGCGCGCAUGGAAUAUCGACACAAAACUAGUUGUCGAACCGGGCAUUAGGGAUGACUUUUCCACGGUGAGUCGCCAGCUGGAAAGACGGCUUGAGCUACUUCGUAAACAUUUACCGGAACUUGAAAAGAAGAUGGCAUCGACUAUCACUGAAUUAACGCACGCUAGAGAUCGGUGGAAAGAACAAUUAGCAAAUAUACAACGAAUAAAGGAGAUUUAUGAACAAAUGGAAACAGAAAAUGAGCAGCAUGCCAAGCGAAUCCAGGAGUUACUGGCGAAGAAAAGACGAUUGGAGGUACGGAUGCGCUACAAAGAGGUGGGAGGAAGCAAAUUUCAGCGGGACAAUGUACGCCCAGCGGGAACUAUGACGUUUGCGGCGGCGCCAAGGACGGAGACCAUAAAAAUUAACUUAGGAACCUUAGGUGUCGUAAGAAUGUCUCUGUACGAUGACAGCGAAGUAGACAGCAAAGGUGUUGCUGGAUGGUCCUCUGGCAUUAAAAUGCUCCAAAGCCAUGUUCAGCUGCGAAAGGCAACAGGACACCAUCUUCAGAGGAAAGGACAGGCUGCUGCUGCACACAUCGCUCCUGUCCUUGAUCUCAACACCCGAACUAAAGAUCGCAUUUCCGCGGAGGAUAUGCCACCAAUUCCGCUGUACGUAGCGAGGGGCGGAGCAUCACUUCUUGGUGGAGACUGGUUCCUCAAAGAUGAGUAUGACCCUUCGUACCCCAACGAAUAUGACCGACUGGUCAAACAGCUUCGGCGAGAGAGCAGAAAAGAGAAGCGUUCAGCACCGUCAGACUCCAGUUCAAACAGUGCAGGGGACUCGCCAACGAAUUCCGGCGGCAGCAGUGAUCGAGCAAGUGCGCCCAAGCGUCAAUCAGCGAUGAUAGCACCACCUCCAUCACUCACAGCAUCCGAUCCUCCUGCGCGUGCCCUUUCACCGCCAGCACCACACCAACAGGGGGCUGUAUCAGUGGCAUCCAACAUGGGUUGUUCAUCGGUGGCAGCUAAAAUCAUGGCUCGUAUGGGCUUUAAAGCUGGUCAAGGACUCGGUAAGAGCGAGCAAGGUAUUUCGUCUGCGCUGGCCGUCGAGAAAACGAGUCAUCGUGGUGGAAAAAUUGUGGAUAUGAGCUCGGCGCAAGCUGCAGCAGCAGCAGCUGCAAUGACUGAUAUGCCUCCACCAUUAAUGGCGCCACCAGGGUUACCUAGCGCGUCAACUGAUAGCCAAGCUUUGCUUGACAAUGGGCUGAUGGGCCCUCCACCGCCGGGCGGUUUAAUGGGACCCCCACCACCUCCGGGUCCAUCAAGUGGAGCCAUUCAGCCAGCUGCAGAGGAACAGAGCAUCACUGAAAUAUUGAAGAACCCCACGAAAGUAGUGCUACUACGUAACAUGGUAGGCCCGGGAGAGGUGGACGAGGAACUUGAACCAGAAACGAAGGAAGAAUGUGGUCGUUAUGGGGAAGUGGUGAAGUGUGUGAUACACGAGCUGCCUGGACCCGGUGUGAGCCCUGAAGAAGCAGUUCGCAUUUUUGUUGAAUACAAGAACCUAGCCCACGCUAUCAAGGCUGUCGUCGAUCUCAACGGGCGAUUUUUCGGUGGACGGGUUGUACGGGCUGGAUUUUACGAACAGGACAAAUUUAAUCGUCUUGAGCUAGUAUAACAAUGGCAACAACUUAUGCAUUUGCUAGCAACUGAAAAGCAUGGAUAAACAGUGUUUGAGAAAUAAUCAUUUAACAUUUUAAUGAUACUCCGGCACUGAAAGAUGGUCCCUGCUAGUGUAUAUGUUAGUGUUAUGAACGGGCGAUUGUUCAAACGGAAUAUCUACUGCUCGGAGUGAACCUCGUAGCAACAAAUUAAUGUUACACAUGACUACUUCGUCAAAAAGGGGUUAAGUCAUUGUGUAGCAAUUUUGUUUAAAUAUCAAUGUUCACUUUGCAAAGAUGUGAAGCAUUUGUAAUUAGUACGACAAUUAUUCCAAUCAAAAAUUCAACAACAAGCACCGAGGUGCUUACGAUUUACAUGUUCCAGUUAUAGGAAAAGCACUGUUUUCUUCCUUGAACAACUAUAACGUAUACACGACGAGGGCUACAUGUACAUUAAAUGAAUGUGUUGUGCAACUAGCAAGUAAAACACGUUCUUCAAUGGGCUAUACAGAUGACUCCUAAGAGACACUUCGUACAGUCUCGUUUAGAUAAACGUUUGAGCUACUACAAUAUGAUGCGUUAUCUAGCUUGGACGCUGAGUUUAUUAAAAAAGAACUAAACAGCGGAAUUAGCCAUAACGUGAUUAUCUUGCCACUAGAACAUAAACGAGUAGACACUUAAAUAAUGCAGGAGAAUUGAAUGUCGUGAUUAUCGGCUUGAAUUUGUAAAUCGGGUGGAACCAGGUUGAAACUUCCAUAGAUAAUCGUGGAGGCUAACACGAACCGUAUGAUGCUGUAAAAUAUAUUCUCUUCGUUUUGUGAAUGCCAUUGAUUAACCUGUAAAAGGCUAAAAACUUAAAAAAUAAAUGAUUUUAUUUGCUCGACGCGUGUUUUAUUUCUCUAUUACGGUAGAAUGAAAAAAACCUGCGUGUUAACAAACUUCGUAUCAACAAUUGCAAUGUCAAAUUUACCGACUUAUCAUCUUAUAUUUUUCAUAUGUUUUUAUUUGUGUCAGUAUGUAUUUUUUUGUCAAUGCAUUUGUUAAGCCAUAAUUGCUCAUGCUUCAGACUAACGACAAUUUGGUCGAGUUGUCCUUGUUUCGGUUUGAAGUGAUUGAACGCAAAAUACAAAUACCCUGAUGCUUUUGUAUCAGAUUCUUCAGGUAAUUUGUACGCAGUUCUCAAAAUGUUUCUCAGAAUUGCCUGUUGGUGUUAAGGGGAUGAAAAAUUUAAUGUGAUGAUUGUGAAUAAGUACUAAUAUAUGAUACAUAAAAAGUUAGUGUUAAUUUCUUUUAUUUUGAAAUAAGUUUACGGUGA